AUGAUUUCGAGGUUGUUGCUGGGGGCCCUGGAUGCUUGGCAACUGUUGCCCCACGCAUUGCUGCUCCAUCUUACAUUCGAUCGCUCAGAUCAACGUCAGGAUCUCACACGCCAGGAAGCAGCCGAGUGGCAUCGAGGGCGAGCCGAGCUGGCCGGCCUGUCUAUGCCGUAUGACAUUUCAAUACUAUUGCGAUCGACUUCCACUACUCUUCCAAUAGUGUCGUGGCAGAAUCACGGCGUUUGCAUCUCGUGCGGUCGCCGGCGCAAGAUGUGCAAAUGCAUGACCGACUUGAGCGGCCUGAAGCGAGCAGCCGUCACCCUAGCGGCAGCGGCAACGGCAACCAUGGGAAAACGUCAUUCUCAGAUGCUUUUGAAUCUCACGACAUUAAACACUUGGACACCGCGCUUAUCGGCAGCAGGAUCCAUAGCGAUGGAAGUUUUAGCCACGCCGCGCAAACCGCAAUCUAUCUUCAGCUUUCCAUACAGGCCGGGGGUACCACCAAGUGCUGUGCAGCGAAUGAGAGGCUGCUGUGCCACUUUGACGUCCUUAUUGGCAGUCAGCUAUCCCUCGCGUACGGCAUGA
Colletotrichum tamarilloi is the source of this 582-nucleotide messenger RNA. RefSeq lists its product as uncharacterized. Lineage: Eukaryota; Fungi; Ascomycota; Sordariomycetes; Glomerellales; Glomerellaceae. The transcript has a single exon. The record is from RefSeq and is a predicted model, not a curated record. The coding region runs from base 1 to 582 and encodes 193 amino acids.